AUGUUCGCAGAAAAAUUGGUGGCUUUUCUUUAUCUUGGAAUAUUCGUGGUUAUUCUGUUAUUUUCGGCGGAUAGUUGCCAUGCUACUUCCUACAACGAUUUUCCCAUCAAUGGAAGCAGUAUUAUCUCCAGGCUGGAACGUAAGCCGAAAUUAAAUGUGGUCUCCUUUGAACCUUUGGGUCAACAUUUAGCUGUGGGAUUGGAUUUUCUUUUGCCCUUCAUAAAAAUACCAAUUGUCAGGACAGUUGAUGUUUAUGGCAUUGAACCGGCACUAAUCAACAUUAAUACAGCAGCAUUGGUUACAACUGGACUUCUGGCUGGAUCAAGUGUUCUUGUUUCGUACAUCUUCAGAAGAUAUGUCCUCUUUGAAGCUACAAUGAAAUCUGAUAAAUCGGAAAGAUCAAAUUACGAUUUUGAAAGUGAAUUAUGGUCGGUGCUUCAAAAUGUUAAAGUUGUUUAUAAAAAUUCGACGGGUGAAAAAGUUGAUACCACCCUAACAGGUCUGCUAACAAGUCUGGAUGAAACGUUCUCAGAGAAAGGUAUCAAUUUGAGUGAAUGCAUUCACAAGGCCCUAUGUCAACGUCUACAACAAUCUACCAACUCCAAUCGCCAUGAAUAUCGUAACGAUGACUCGUUGUCAGGAAUUGAUAAAAUUUUUGAAGGCUUAACCGGUAUGGAAUGGAUAUAA
Messenger RNA from Musca domestica (house fly), 687 nucleotides. RefSeq lists its product as uncharacterized. The transcript is spliced from 4 exons. The record is from RefSeq and is a predicted model, not a curated record. Bases 1 to 687 code for a protein of 228 amino acids. NCBI's taxonomy places the organism in Eukaryota, Metazoa, Arthropoda, Insecta, Diptera, Muscidae.